Entrophospora sp. SA101 is the source of this 2061-nucleotide messenger RNA. Lineage: Eukaryota; Fungi; Glomeromycota; Glomeromycetes; Entrophosporales; Entrophosporaceae. The record is from the annotation of a GenBank genome assembly.
AUGACUUUUCAAAAUAUUAAUAUAGAAGAGGAACUUGAAGAUCCACAAAUUAAAGAUUGGAGUUGGUUGUGGACUGAUUACAAAUACAGAUGGAAUCCUACUUUAAGAACAGGUGCUGAAUUCAACAGGCACCUCAUCAGCACCUAUGGUGCAUCAUUCAUACAUUGUCUCAAUGAAGCGUCUUCAAAGAGUUUAGAGAAACUAUUUAAGAUUAAUCUGAAAUCGACUAUCGAGAAAAAACUUGAACGUAAUUCCCAUCCGAUUGGACUUGUUAUGGGAGCACCGGGUAUCGGAAAAACUCAAUUUCUUUUAGAAUGUGUUGACCAUAUCCAGUAUAAUGAUCUGGAGCUCUUGGAAAACUAUUUAGUUGACCUUUUAUUGCAUGCUAUUUUUGCAGAUCCAGUACGUAGGUUUGAUAAUUUUGUUGCUGAUUUAACUGGUGCUGGUUCGAAUAAUGUCCAUAUGACACUUGAAAAGGCAAUCAAAAUAGCAUGUAAAGGUUUGGGUGUCCUGGAUACAGAUAACUGGCUUAUAGUAGUAGCCAUUGACGAAUUCGAUCAAAUCUUAGAUAGAUUUGAGGGUGACACUGGCCGCAAAUUUCUAUCUGAGUUAAUUAAAGUUCUUGGUGUGGUUGUAUGUCAACCACCUACACAAACCACCGUGAUAGGAUUACUGGCAGGAACAAUGGCAACGACUAUGAAUGCUAUAUUCUGUGAAUCAUAUCAUGAGACGAUGUCCGUGCGUCUUUUUCCACUCAACAGAAUUGAGAGAAGAAAGAUUUUGUCAUCGUUGGAUAAAUUUCCACAAAAUUGGGAGACAUGUCAAAAGUUCAGGGAUUCUUUAGCUGAUGUUGGAGGUCUUCCUCGGCUGUUUGAAAAAUUUCUUAUGGAUUGUCAAAAAUAUAUUGAUGAUGGAAUUCAAAUCGAAGAUUGGCCCUACGAAGAAAUUAUCAUACCCGAGGUUAAGUCUUAUGCCCGCACAAAAUACCUUGCCGGGGCUGUGCCAUAUGCUGAAAAACUUAUUGAAGAUACCAUUCUCCAAACCCCUGUUUUCCGUGAAAGUAUAAUAGAUCCAACAGAAAAGUUACCUGCUACAUAUGGCGAUCUCGAAUCUCGUGCUGAUAUUCUUCUCGUUGAACAAAAUGAUAAGACAUGUAUAGUUACUUUGCCAUUUCUUCUUCUUCAAUGGCUAGUUAUAGUUAAGGGAGGUCUUUCUAAUCCAGCGACAAACUUACUCAGAGACAUUCUUGAUCCCGAUAGGGAACAUAAUACAUGGCGAGAAUUUGAAGUAUUAGUUGCCAUGUUUAACGCUAUAAAAAUAAUGUUCUUUUAUCAGCGUGAGACACGAAAAAGAUCAAAUGGUGAUCCUAUAUUCUUAAGUCUAGAAAAAAUUUUUGGUACAAAAGCUCCUCCAUAUAAUAUUAUACUAUCUCAGAAUGUUAAUGUCUGUAGAUCUCGUGAGCAGUUUCCACCGAAAAAAAAAAUCGCUGGCAUCAGGACAAGAGAACAUAUAAAAUGGGAAGAAGAUGGUACUAUAGUUUUAAAUAGUAUACCGGCACACUUUGUAGAUAUUUUCACGGUUAGAAAAACAUAUGAUACUUCUCUUGUUAGUAAUGGUCAUAAUUAUUUGAUGAUAUGCGAACAGUGUAAACAAGAUUUCAUAGAUACGAAACUAACAAAAAAAAGGAUUGAAAAUGAGAUCUCAAAAAUAUACGAAGCUAUCAAAAAGCAUGUUCCCAAGUACAAAGAAUGUUGGGUGCUCGUAAUUUAUAGCACACAAAAAAUAGAAGAAAAAAUUGAUGACGAAAGAUGUAUAGUUCUUGACAGCAUAGGAAUGGAACGCCAUUUUGGUUCAGCUUUGGCGGAAAGAGUCUUUUCUAUGCUAGAAAAUCAAAAAAUUAAUGCCAACAAUUCUGAAGUUGAUGAAUCCUAUGGAAUUGGAACUUCAAAUAAUAUGGUUAAAGAACAACGAAAUAGUCUAACCAAUAUUCACGGGUGGAAUGAUUUAAAACGUCGCAUUAGUAAAAUUCCCAAAAAUUUGAAAGAUCGUUUCGAAUCGUAG